Messenger RNA from Acanthopagrus latus (yellowfin seabream), 2114 nucleotides. Its product is annotated as zinc finger protein OZF-like. The transcript is spliced from 3 exons. Gene Ontology annotation, biological process: regulation of transcription by RNA polymerase II. Lineage: Eukaryota; Metazoa; Chordata; Actinopteri; Spariformes; Sparidae. The record is from RefSeq and is a predicted model, not a curated record. Bases 97 to 1794 code for a protein of 565 amino acids. Gene Ontology annotation, molecular function: RNA polymerase II cis-regulatory region sequence-specific DNA binding; DNA-binding transcription factor activity, RNA polymerase II-specific.
AGUAGCAGCUAGCAGCAUUAGCUGACUGUAAUGAAUGAAGUGAAGACGGUACUGAGUCACAGCGCAGCUCAUUAUUGAACGAGUAAUUAAAGAAGAAUGAGUUCAGUUGAGAGUUUGAGAGAGUUUGUCAACGAGCGACUAACUGCUGCUGCUGAAGAAAUAUUCAGAGUUUUUAAAACAACUAUCGUCCAGUACGAGGAAGAGAUCGAUCGGCAGCGCGUCAUGCUGGAUAUCUGCUGGAAACCCCAGGUACAGAUGAUAGAGCUCCCACAGCAACAUGUCUGUAAGGAGGAGGAGGUUCUGGCUGACCAGCAGCUCUGUAACCAGGAGAGGAACUCCAGUCUGGACCAAGAGGACCCAGAGCCUCCAGAGAUUAAAGAGGAACAGGAGGAACUCUGCACCAGUCAGGAGGGAGAGCAGCUUGUACUGAAGGUGGAGACGGAUACCGUCAUGUUGACUCCAGCUUAUGAGGAAAGUGACCACAGUGAAGCAGAACCAACAAGUGAUCACACAGAGCUCCCACAGCAACAUGUCUGUAAGGAGGAGGAGGUUCUGGCUGACCAGCAGCUCUGUAACCAGGAGAGGAACUCCAGUCUGGACCAAGAGGACCCAGAGCCUCCAGAGAUUAAAGAGGAACAGGAGGAACUCUGCACCAGUCAGGAGGGAGAGCAGCUUGUAGUGAAGGUGGAGACGGAUACCGUCAUGUUGACUCCAAACCUCACCCUCCAAAAAAACUCUACAUCAUCAGACAUUCAACAUAACACUCACCCAGGUGAAAAGUCUUUCAACAGUGACAAAUGUGGAAAGACUUUAAAGUUCAAGUCCCUAUUGAAGUCACACCUAAGAACCCACACACAUGAGAACCUGUAUUCUUGUAAAACAUGUGGUAAAGCUGUCAGCCACCGUACAAGCUUAACACGUCACAUGAGAACUCACACGGGUGAGAAGCCUUUUAUCUGUGAAAUUUGCGGGAAAGCUUUCAACCAUCGUACAAGCUUAACAGUUCACAUGAGAACCCACACAGGUGAGAAACCGUAUUCCUGUAAAACAUGUGGGAAAGAUUUCAAGUCUCAUGGUCAAUUAAAUCAACACAUGAGAACGCACACAGGUGAAAAACCAUAUUCUUGCAAAACAUGUGGGAAAACAUUCAGCCAGCGUGCAUCCAUAGCAAGCCACAUGAGAACCCACACAGGUGAGAAACCAUUUACUUGCAAAACAUGUGGGAAAGCUUUCACGCUAAACAGGAACUUAACAGUUCACAUGAGAAUCCACACAGGUGAGAAACCGUAUUCUUGUAAAACAUGUGGGAAAGAUUUCAAGUCUCAUAGUGUAUUGAAUCGACAUAUGAGAACCCACACAGGUGAGAAACCGUUUACUUGCAAAACAUGUGGGAAAACAUUCAGCCAACAUGCAUCCAUUUUAAACCACAUGAGAACCCACACUGGUGAGAAACCGUUUACUUGCAAAACAUGUGGGAAAGAUUUCCAAUCGCGUACAAGUUUAACAGUCCACAUGAGAACCCACACAGGUGAGAAACCAUAUUCUUGCCAAAUAUGUGGGAAAGCUUUCAAGUCUCGUUGUCCAUUGAAUCGACACAUAAGAACCCACACAGGUGAGAAACCGUUUACUUGCAAAACAUGUGGAAAAGCUUUCAGCCAACGUGCAAACAUUGCAGUCCAUAUGAGAAUCCACACAGGUGAGAAGCCUUAUACUUGCAAAACAUGUGGGAAAGAUUUCAGAUGUCGUUCUUCCUUUACACAUCACAUGAGAACUCACACAGAUGAGAAGUCGUAACAUUGCACGACCUGGGGACAGAUGGUCUGAUCAGUCUGCUUUGAAGAGUCAUUUGAUGACACGUACAGGCGAGUAGCCUUGUAUUUGCAAAAUAUGUUGGAGGUGGUUCAGUUCUAGUGUUUCAUGGAUAAUUGCAGAACUUUAACUUUAAGUGACAUCAUUGAAGAAUCCUCAGAGGAUCAAGAUACACAGAAGAAAUGAUGAGCUGAUGCUGAAUGUGAACAAUUUCCCCUUGAGAAGAUGUCAAAAUAUGUUUAUGUGUCUAUCUUCAUGCUGAUUUGCCCAUAUCUGAUAACAUGAUGAUUAAAAAAUCGAGUGAA